UUAUAAUUAUUUUAUUUUCCAUGAAAAAAGCAAAAACAUUGGGUUUGGAGAUGGAGGAAGAACAAGCUCUCUUCUUCUUCGUUCUCUCUACUCGCAGUUUCUCACUCUCCAGAGUCAAACGCUCUCUUCCAAGCUCUAGAUCGAUCUCUCUCACUCGUUGAAUCAUCAUUGACUUCCAUCUCCCCUCUAAUUUUUGCUGGCAUUUCUCCCAAUGAAGGAAGCAUGUUUUGUGGUUUAGAGCUAAAGCCCAUAUCGUCUUUGAGAAAUUUCUUCGUCACAUUUGAUUGUGUAAUCCCUUGGAACCAGCCAUGAAUAACUUGACUGUCGAAACAGAAGAUGUCUUUUCCAGCUUGCUCGAGCUUGCUGCUAAUGAUGACAUUGAUGCCUUCAAGAGAUCGAUUGAGCGCGACCCUUCUGGUAUUGAUGAAAUUGGUUUAUGGUAUGGCCGCUUACGUGGUUCGAAACAAAUGACUAAUGAGCAGAGAACUCCUUUAAUGGUUGCUGCUACUUAUGGUAGCACUGAGGUUCUGAAGCUUAUUCUUUCUCUUUCUUGUGCUGAUGUUAACCGCGCCGUUGGUCUUGACAGAAGCACUGCCCUUCAUUGUGCAGCCUCAGGUGGGGCUGCAAAUGCUGUAGAUAUUGUGAAGCGGCUCUUAGCUGCUGGUGCUGAUCCUAAUAUGGUUGAUGGGAAUGGACAUCGACCUGUCGAUGUGAUUGUUGCCCCUUUAAGGCAUGGCGAGGUUAAAUCAACCCUUACAGAACUUCUUAAGACAAAUGGUUUGUCUGGUGAAGGAAAUCUUGAUGUUUUAACAGGUGCUAGAAAUUCGCAUUCUACUCGCCCUUCGUCUCCUCUGAAUGUUCCCUCAUCAGCAUCGGAAUUAGUUUCUUCUCCAACAAAGUCGAAACUAAGUGAUUUUCCAAUGUAUUCUGUAUCUGAGAAGAAAGAAUACCCUGUUGAUCUUUCUCUUCCAGACAUCAAGAAUAGUAUCUACUCAACUGAUGAAUUCCGAAUGUAUUCGUUCAAGGUUCGGCCCUGCUCACGUGCUUACUCUCAUGAUUGGACUGAGUGCCCCUUUGUUCACCCUGGAGAAAAUGCCAGAAGGAGGGAUCCAAGAAAGUUUCAUUAUAGCUGUGUACCCUGUCCUGAUUUUCGGAAGGGCGCUUGCAGACGAGGAGAUAUGUGUGAGUAUGCUCAUGGGGUGUUUGAGUGUUGGCUGCACCCAGCACAAUAUCGAACCCGCCUUUGCAAAGAUGGCACAAAUUGCUCAAGAAGAGUGUGCUUUUUUGCACACACCACCGAUGAACUGCGCCCUCUGUAUGUUUCGACUGGGUCUGCUGUUCCAUCACCGCGCUCUUGUACUUCUGGGGCUUCUGCCAUGGAUUAUACUACAGUCAUGAAUCUUCUACCUGGUUCUCCAUCUUCGGUCCCUGUGAUGUCUCCAUCACCGUUCACUCCUCCGAUGUCACCAUCUGCCAAUGGCAUGUCUCACUCGUCUGUGGCUUGGCCCCAACCGAAUGUACCUGCCUUGCAUCUUCCAGGAAGCAAUAUUCAAUCCAGCCGCCUAAGAUCAUCUUUGAGUGCUAGAGACAUGCCUGUAGAGGACUUUGAUUAUCUGAGUGAUUUUGAUAUGCAACAACAGCAGCUCCUUAACGACUUGAAUUGUCUUUCUCAACCACCGUUAAGUUCAAAUUCAUUGAACCGUUCUGGUCGGCUGAAAACUAUGACUCCUUCGAAUCUCGACGAUCUAUUCUCUGCGGAGAGUUCGUCUCCCAGAUACUCUGAUCAAGCUCUGGCUUCAGCUGUUUUCUCCCCUACACACAAAUCAGCAGUUAUCAAUCAAUUUCAGCAGCAACAGAAUAUGUUGUCACCAAUCAAUACAAAUUUCUCUCCUAAAAAUGUUGAUCAUCCUCUAUUGCAGGCUUCUUUUGGUGUUCCAUCAUCUGGGAGGAUGUCCCCACGAAAUCUGGAACCCAUCUCUCCAGUGGGCUCUCGCUUGUCCAUGUUAGCUCAAAGAGAGAAACAGCAACAGUUUCGCAGCCUCAGCUCACGUGAACUUGGUGCCAAUUCUGCUUCUAUUGUUGGUUCUCCUGCAAAUUCUUGGUCCAAAUGGGGACCUUCAAAUGGAAGACCUGAUUGGGCAGUCAAUCCAGAUGAAAUAGGUAAACUUCGGCGAUCAUCGUCAUUUGAGCUUGGGAACAAUGGAGAAGAGCCGGAUUUAUCAUGGGUUCAAUCACUUGUGAAAGAAUCUCCAACCGAGAUAAAAGAAAAGCAGGCUCAUCCCAAUUUGGGUGGCGAUAGUUUUGUAUCUUCUGGUGAGAGUUCUAACAUGAACUCACAAAUGGAGUCGGUCGAUCAUGCUGCAUUAGGAGCAUGGCUGGAACAAAUGCAGCUCGAUCAUCUCGUCGCGCAACAGAACUGAAGUUGUUUCGAUGGAGGUAGUUAACUACAGUUAUAUUUUGGUAUAUAACAUGCCUUUUUUUAGAUUUUUGUUGUUGGGCAUGGGAAGAAAAGAUCCAUAGUAACAAGGCAAAGGGGGGGAGUUAGCGUAGCCCUCACUUGAAGGAGAUGAUUCAUUUUCACCAUUUUUAGUACAACAAAAUGUUAAGUCAGGAAGGGGAGAAAACCUAUUAGUUGUUAAUGUCGAAAAAUUUAGAACCCAGGUUAGGUUUUAUUCUUUUGCUUUCAAUAUUUUGAAAAAAAAUUUAGAUCUACAAGGUUGCCAUUUUUUCUCUCUCAAAAGCCCUUGUUGUGAGGAGCAUCAUGUUUAAUUGUAAUGAACAUCCUAUCACAUUCACAUCUUAAUUCAUCACUUCGUUCGUUUACUAAACCAAGCAAUUCCCACUUCUUUAGUCGUCUCCCAUUUUCUUAUCCAUCAAAUCUACGAACUCUGUCAAUAACUCAAUGAAAAAGCUUGUGGAUUGAUUGGAAACUUGUUUGGGGAAAGAACUUGAUUCCAAAUAGUGGGGAUUUUUUUGGCCCUCCUUUUAUGUGAAGAUAAGAACAUGGAUUCUUUUGUAGAUUAUCCCAAUGGAAUGAUUAGGUUAAUGGGAAUUUUAGGGUAAUUUUCUAAUGGUCAAGUCAUUAUCAGUUGAUGUUGAUUUGUUUGAAGGAUCGGUUCUUGGAUACUUGUUAUUUUAAUAAUCUCCAGAGAUAAUAUUCAUGUGCCCAAAUCUUUCUAUAAUCUUCUGGAAAUAGAUGCCUUUUUUGUUCUCUUUU
Benincasa hispida (wax gourd) is the source of this 3217-nucleotide messenger RNA. RefSeq names its product zinc finger CCCH domain-containing protein 30-like. Lineage: Eukaryota; Viridiplantae; Streptophyta; Magnoliopsida; Cucurbitales; Cucurbitaceae. Gene Ontology annotation, molecular function: protein binding; metal ion binding. The record is from RefSeq and is a predicted model, not a curated record.